Uranotaenia lowii is the source of this 6433-nucleotide messenger RNA. RefSeq names its product putative mediator of RNA polymerase II transcription subunit 26 (gene Bub1). Lineage: Eukaryota; Metazoa; Arthropoda; Insecta; Diptera; Culicidae. Bases 134 to 5083 code for a protein of 1649 amino acids. Gene Ontology annotation, molecular function: protein kinase activity; ATP binding. The record is from RefSeq and is a predicted model, not a curated record. The transcript is spliced from 9 exons. Gene Ontology annotation, biological process: protein phosphorylation; meiotic sister chromatid cohesion, centromeric; mitotic spindle assembly checkpoint signaling.
GUUCCCUCAUCUCAAACUGUGUGCAAGUGAAAACUUGCGUAUGGUGAAAAUAGUGUGCACAAAUUAGGGGAAGGGUCAUUUAUAAUUGGGCAAUAGUUCGAUAUACAACUCCGGUGAUAAAACUCGAGCAAGUAUGGCAAUGAAUCAAGCACAUCCGUCACCCGUAAUUGCAAUGUCUGCUGCUACAGUAGCAGCAGCCACGGUCGAUCCGGUUGCAUUGCAGCGUUACGAAGCGGACAAGCGUGCUUGGGAUGAAGCCAUCCGAGCUUACAAUGGGCCCGAUCCAUUGGAUAUAUGGUUCAACUUUAUUUGCUGGCUGGAGCAGCACAAGUGCUUCGACAAAGAUGGUGGCUUCCGGAAGAUUUUGGAGCAAUGUCUGUCGAAUUUUGAGAAUUUUGAAAACUAUAAACAGGAUGUUCGAAUGGUUAAACUGUGGAUGAAAUUUAUUGACAUGCAAGCAAACCCUUUAAAUCUGUACCAAUUUCUGUACAAAAAGAAUGUGGGCACACAAUGUGCUUGUUUCUACAUCGGUUGGGCUCAUUACUACGAUGCAGCUAACGCAUUCAAACAGGCGGAGUCGAUUUACAAUUUAGGUAUUCAGGUGAAGGCACAGCCAAUAGAAGAGUUGCAGGAAGCUCAAAAUAAAUUUCGGUUAUCGAUAGCUAAUCGAAUGCUGUACAACGAUGCGUCUUCAAAGAAAAGAUCGGCCAACACAUUGGUGGAGCAAAGACAGCAGAUCACUUCUCUGAGUCCCCCGCAGAAGAAGCUGAAAACCGAAUCUGGAGAAUACAACAUCCAAAAUCAACAAGGUCAGCAAUCACAGUUGCAACAACAACAGCAACAAACGCAACAGCAUCAUCAGCCGGUUCAGCAUCAUCAGUCGUCACAUCAGCAUCAACAGCCAGUUGAACCACAGAAACCUCAGCAGGUCCAACAACAACAACAACAACAGCACCAGCAACAGAUCGUGGUUCAACGACAAGAAACGCUAACGGCGCAGGCUCGAUUACAGCCACACAUACCGCAUUCUCAACAACAACAAGCUCAAUACGCUGCGUACUAUCAUCAGCAACAGCAGCAACAUCAUCAAUUGCAACAACAAACAAGUCAACAGCAGCAUCAAGCACAGCAACAGCAAUCGCAAUUACAUCAACAACCGCAGCAACAACACCACCAGCAACAAAUGCAGCAUACGAUUCAACAACCGCCACAGCAGCAACAGCAACACGUAUCUGUUGCAGCGACAAGUACAGCUAGUCCAACUGUAGCAGCCGAACAAUAUUAUCAACACGAUAAACAAGCUCUCGCUUACAAUCAGUAUAAUCACCACCUUUAUCAUCAGCAGACGCAUCAUCAACAGUACCAAACACAACCCCAAGCUAUUGUUGCUCAACCCCAAUCACCUGUUCAGCAGCCAAUGCAGCGCCAAGUUCAGCAAACCCCACAAAUUCAACAAGCAUCUCCGGCUACAUCUCAUCCAGCGACACACGCCCACGUUAAUCAGGUCCCUCAUCAACAAGCACAACCGCAGCAGGUACAAUCAAGACUACAACCUCAACCUCAAGCUCCACCAACAACACCAGCUGCUACACAACCGGUUCAAUCGCAACAUCAGCCGGAACCGAAAGCGAUCCAACGAUCCGUUAUCGUGGAAAACUACGCCCUAGAAAACGAGAGCUUGAUCGAGUGUAAUCUGAACAACUCGGCUUACGUUAUCUCGUCCUCGCUGAACUACGUCUAUGACGAUCCCAAUCUUACCGGGUACUCGACCAUCGAAGAGGAACCUCCCGAGGAGGAAAAACUCGAUCCACUCGCCAUUCGGCUACCACCCAACUUUGCCCGUGAAGCUCGUUCCAACCAUGAGCGCUGGGAGGUUCCACUUUGCCUCGAAGAACCGUACGAGCAGAACCGCAAAUGUUGCUACCCGAAAGGAUUGGUGUAUCCGGAUCUUCACACCGGCAACCCGACGAUGGAAUUUUCGUUGGAGGAAAUCCGGGCCCGUAAGUGGUACCGUCGGAAAGAGGAACUGGAAGAACAGAAACGAAUACGGCAGGCGCAGUUGGAGGCCGAAAAGCAGCGCCAAGAGCGGCAACGGCAGCUGCAAUUGCAGUACCAACAACAUCAACAGCAGCAGCAGCAGCAACAGCAGCAGCAGCAACAACAACAACAGCAGCAGAUAUCGCAUCAAACUGUUUAUCAUGGUCACGCUCAACAUCACUCGUUGGCUCAUAGAAACUAUCAACAAACAAAUCAGUAUCCUUCAAACGCAUAUCAACAACAGCCACCACAAACGCAAGCGCAUCAAUACCAAGAACCUGUACGACAAGCGGCUAGUAGUGCACACUCUGGUCAAACCUCACAACCUGCAUCCCAUUUUUACCACCCAACGCAACAACAUCAACCAUCGCAGCAACAUCAGCCAACACGCCAACAGCAGCAGCAACCACCAGCACAACCUGUGCAGCACUUGCAUCAACAUGCUCCUUCAAAUCAGCAUCCAGCACCACCUCAAAGUUAUAACCACUACCGCCAUCCUUACCCUCAGCAGCAACAACAGCCAAACCAGUACCAAUCGCCGGUGCAUCAACAACAAUCACAAAACCAACCCUCAGCUCAACAACCUUAUCCGCCAAACUCCCAAUACCAAAAUCAACCAUAUGCGGCUGGCUACGCUCAACACGGCUACGGAUCUGUCCAACCUGUCCAUCAUUCUCCACCAGUUCGAACACAAUCCCCGCACUAUGCUGCCCAACAUCAAGCUUCGACACAACAAUCGCCGAUCGCACAACAUACUGCCCAUCAAAUGUAUCAACAACAAGCGCCAACAAGACCCCAAACACCUCAGCAGCACAACCAAACACCAAACCAAUCCAGUAAUCCGGCACAACAACCUCUUGUGCGCCCGAUGCACCCAAUGCAACAACGACCAACUAACCCCUAUCAACAUCCAGUCAGUCAAUCGAUUCCACCUACCCAAUCCCUCCAACGUCCACAACAUACUCCGCACACCGUACACCCCCAACAGCCGCAAAUUAAACCUCCCCCUGCUACCCAUCCGCAUCAACCGGUCCAAAGAGCUCCCGCUCCGAGGCCGGCCCCGGUCAAGCCAUCCCCUGUCGCGAACAGUAACUUCAGCAAUUGUGACGAUUUUGAGGAACAAAUCGAAGCUUCAACCAUACGAUUCUCCACGUCAACCGAAAAUGGUACCAGCAAGAGCAAAACGAUCACCAUCAAAUUCAAGAAAGAAAAAUCCUCGUACGCCACCCCUAGUCCACCUCCGUUGGCAACUCACCCUUCGGUUCCGGUGUCGGUAGCCUCCACAUCCGGUGUCAAUAACGCUGCCUCCGAUACGGCUAAAAAAAUCAAAAAAGUUCCUUCGGGAUUGGCUAACACAGCCACCGCAGUCCGAACAAACCUUACACCGAAAACACCGAAAUCCGAGAGCACCAAAAAGAAUAAAGCCUCUAAAAGUAAAACUAGUAAACCUGAUCCAGAAGCGACACUCGUUCCUAGUCACAAGGUCAAGCAAACCUUUUUGUCACCAUCGUACACCGAUGAAAAUUCAACACAAUCCUACACCUCUUCAACGGGAGCGUCUGGUAAGAAACACAAGAAAAAGUCAAAAUCCCGUUACGCUGACGAUGAAGAAGCGGUCUACGAUGGCUACUCCCAGGAAGACGUUGAGUAUAUAGAUUCGGAUGACUUCGACGAAGAUGACGAUGAUGAAGACUUGGAUUCGUCCUAUCAAUCCAACUCCGAGUUCAACACGUCCUUUAGCAAUAUUUCUUUCGCCGGAGAUAACAGCAACGGCGCCUACAAUUACGGAGGAAGCUCCUGUUCGACGCCAAUGCGGCAAACGCAAACCUCCACGGGAAUAUCCAAAACAUCAACUCCAAUCGGUUCGUUCCGAUUCCUCAAGAAGCAUGAAUCAAAUCUCUCGCUAGGACACAACGAGGAUUCUAUGAACUCGACGGUCGUCGAAAACAGCUACUUCCAAACCGAACAGGAUGAGGAAGCUCGGCGACGACGGAAGGAAAAGGCAUUGGCCAUAAUUGACACUCACAUGGAGAAACCGUUCCUGGAUCCGUUCAGUAGCGAGCUGUGCAAAGCAUUCCUCACCAAGAUUGACUUCCCGGCGAGGGACAACGAAGAUAACUACAAGGUGAUCAACGCGAAUCUACCGAAGCUGUUCAAAGCUCAGAUGGCUUCGUUGGGUGGGCUAACGUAUAACAUCGAAAAAGAGGUUGGCAGAGGAUCGUAUGGAUCCGUGUUCCGAGCAGUCAAUGCCACAACUGGUGCCAUCGUUGCCAUCAAAUACCAGAAACCAGCCAACACCUGGGAAUUGUACAUAUGCACCGAAGUGAGGAAGAGGAUUAAGAAUGCCAAUAUUCUACCGGGUUUUAUGGAUAUUUGCUCGGCUGUUAUAGCACCUAACGCUAGUGUGCUGGUGUCGGAGUUCUCUCAGUAUGGUUCAUUGCUGGAUAUUAACAAUAAAUUACGUACCGCAACCACCAAGGUUAUGCAUGAAUCCUUGGUGAUGCAUUUUAGUAGCCAGAUACUGUCGAUCGUAGACCACCUGCACACGUGUAAUAUAAUCCAUGCCGACAUCAAGCCGGAUAAUUUCUUGCUAAUGGAUAUACCGAACGUGGAAUCGGAUGUGCCGACCCUGCGGUUGAUCGAUUUUGGGUGUGCAAUCGAUAUGAACUUUUUUGAAAAGAAACGGCAGUUCAAAAAAGUUAUCCAAACGGAUGGCUUCACGUGUGUAGAAAUGCAAGAAGGUCGUCCAUGGUCGUACCAAACCGAUCUUUUCUGUGUGGCUGGCACCAUACACGUGAUGCUGUUUGGCGAGUACAUGCAGCUGAAUAGGACCUCGUCCGGCUGGGAAAUCAAACAGAAACUGCCACGCUAUCUCAAAAAGCACGUGUGGACUGAUGUGUUCCAGAAGCUGUUGAACAUCAAGGACAUCGACCACAUGCCAAAACUGAACGAUCUGAAAGAGUUGAUUGAUGCAGAGGCGUUCAACAUGGAAUCGGAACUGGUCAAGCAUAUAAGAACGCUUUCGAAUUUGCUGAAGCGUCGAUAAAUGGACUGAUAUGUUGCCCAGCUGCAUCCACCGACAACAAUUGGGAUAUCUCGGAAAAAAAAAACAGCAGAGGUUAUCUACAAAGUGCACGUAUCAUCACCACAGCACACAGCAAAAUCAUACGCGCGCCACAAUAUGAAAACUCGCUCCAUUGAAUGACUUUGUGAUUAGAUGUUGCUUCUUGGCAACAAGUCGCUCAAUUUUUCACGCGCCAAGCCGCCACCAGCCAAUCAGCAAUUAAGCAGCGAGUUCAGAAUGCGCAUAGCAAGCUAUCUCUGGUUGGUAGCCUCUUCAAUUUAAAUUGUUCACACAAUUAAGUUCGCUUCCUUGAUUCGGUGACAAUUGCUGACGACGAGCCCUCAACAGCAACAGUGUGCUCAAGUCGCUUACGCCAGCGCAAGCCCAACAAACCAAUCAAUAACUAUAGCAGCGUCCACGCGCCCCAAGAAAUGAUUGACCUUCAGCGGCGUUCGUUGUUGUUUUGGAACACUUCAAAGUAAGGCAUUAUGUAACAAUACGAUCACCUACUAGAGCUGUGUUGCAUUUGGAUCGACCGUUUAAUGACCCCGCCAAGUUCCAAGUUUCGCUUUCAAGACUAAUUACACUGCUCAAACAGAAGGAACUGGUCUUUUAGAUAGUGUAGGUAAGCAGACUUGUAAACAAACAACGCGAAAUAUUUAUCACCUGGCGCCAUCGAACUACAUACCUACAAACUCUUGGAGAAGCUUGAAGGCACGAUCGCCAAGGUUGCGAAGAGGCCAGCAAAGAGAAAAUGUAUUCGUUCAUAUCAGAAUUUCGGUGGCACAGAUAAAAUUGGCUGAGUCACUGGGAGGGUGGCAACCUGAUGAUUACGAUGAGAUGGGUUUCUAACUUUGAACAAAAACUUACAACAAUCAACAAUCGCUUUGACCUAUAGGACGGAAGGAAGGACACGACCGUUUCUAACAACCCUGAUAGGUUACUUCAGAACUCAAAAUGCUCCGAUGACCUAGUGUUGUAGAGUACGACGCACCACUACUCAAAACACAAACCGAAGUCGAAUUCAAUUUACACGGCAACUGAGAGCACAACGUCGACACGGUCGCGUUUCAUCCAAUCUGCGGAACAGCUUAUGAAUGACUGACUGACUGACUGAAUUGAACUUUGGCGGAUCUGCUGGAACUGAACCAGGCCUGGCUGCCCAACUGACAGUGUAUAGGACGACAACGGGUGAAUCGAUCUACUACCGAUUGGUGGUUGUCUGUUUGGAUGACCACGCGCGUGUUUUCGCCAUCGAUAUUGGUGCGUAUUGAGUGAGGGAAGAGUUUUUGUUUUUAUUAACGGAAAGGAUGAAAUAAAUCUCUAGUAAAG